AUGGAUCAGUCUCUCGCCCUCAACUCCCUCGCGCCCUUCCUUGCGCUCGCGAAGUCGGCAACAUCUCCUCGCGCGGCAGCAGAUCUCAUCGCUCAGGCAACAUCGGCACCAAACACCUACGUCUUCGCGGAGCUGCUUCAGCAGAAGAAUAUUGAGGCGCUGCAGGGGAACGAGCAAUAUGGCAGUCACCACGAGCUUCUUCAGUGCUUUGCAUGGGGGACGUGGGAGCAGUACAAUGCAACUCCCGGCUUGCCUGAGCUGAGCGACGCCCAAGCCACCAAACUCCGCCUGCUCACCCUCCUCACCAUCGCCUCACAGCCCAAAACAACAACCACCAACCUCACCUACAGCUCCCUCUGCACCCAACUCUCCCUCGCCUCCCCCAUCGACCUCGAACACCUCAUUACCCAAGCAAUCUACUCCAACCUCCUUCAGGGUACUCUCAACCCCGCCGCCCAAACCGUCGUCAUCACCUCUGUCUCCCCACUCCGCGACCUCGCUCCCGGCAGCGUCGCAGGCAUGAUCAGCGAGCUGGAAGCGUGGAGCUCGAGAUGCGAUGGUGUAUUAGGCGAGUUGGAGGCGGAGAUCGCGAAGGUAAAGGCGGAGGCGGUGAAGAGGGACAAGGCGGAGAAGAAGAUGGAGAAGCAGGUCAAGGCUGUCACGGACGCGGCCGAGAAGACUGAUCGGAGGGGUGGCGGGGGCGCAGGUACGAGAACAGCGAAGAAGGCGGAGGCGGAGGAUGAUGGAGAUGAGGACUGGGAUGGGAUGGAUGUUGAUCCGGGCACGGGAGGUGGAGGUGGGAAGAAGAAGGGCGGCGGUGGGUUUGGUGGACUUAUGGGCAAAUUGUCGGCUAAGGGCGGUGGAAGAUGA
This is a messenger RNA of Saxophila tyrrhenica, 870 nucleotides long. RefSeq lists its product as uncharacterized. The transcript has 2 exons. Bases 1 to 870 code for a protein of 289 amino acids. NCBI's taxonomy places the organism in Eukaryota, Fungi, Ascomycota, Dothideomycetes, Mycosphaerellales, Extremaceae. Gene Ontology annotation, cellular component: COP9 signalosome. The record is from RefSeq and is a predicted model, not a curated record.